Micropterus salmoides (largemouth bass) is the source of this 6576-nucleotide messenger RNA. It is a transcript of the gene samd11, whose product is annotated as sterile alpha motif domain containing 11. Lineage: Eukaryota; Metazoa; Chordata; Actinopteri; Centrarchiformes; Centrarchidae. The record is from RefSeq and is a predicted model, not a curated record. Gene Ontology annotation, molecular function: RNA polymerase II cis-regulatory region sequence-specific DNA binding; protein binding; DNA-binding transcription activator activity, RNA polymerase II-specific. Gene Ontology annotation, biological process: positive regulation of transcription by RNA polymerase II.
CACAACUCAUACUCAAGUAGAAGUACUUGUACAAGUAAUUGUCUAAGAAAAAAAACUCUGCUAGAAGUAUCAUUUCAAAUUAUUAUUAGGUCCAGAAUAGACGGAAUUCCCUGACAAAGCUAUACAAUUUCAACAAUAACAUACUGGGAGUGAGAUUAUAGCUGUUUAUUCAAUCAAUGCAUAGAGCUGGUGAAAAAAAACAUAUAGGACAACUUUGUUUACUAUAAAUGAAAAUGUUUUUAUUAAUACAUAAGUAUUAGUUCAUUUUAGCUCAGUGCCCCACAGGUGCUGGAUAACAGACCAUAUUAGCCUAUACAGUCGCAUCUUUAUCAAGGGAACCUUUAGCCUAAUAAUUUAAUUAAUUUGAUCAUGAUGCAUAUGGACAGCAGUUUAGCCAACUGAUGCGGACAAAAUAACAUCACCUAGUCAGCCAUUAGAAUAGUUAGCCGAAGUUUCAUUUGGGAACUAUGCUGGCUACAGUAACAAUGCCAAAUAGCUUAUGCUGCGCUAUUAGACGCUGAGUGAUGAGCAGCAGUAGGUGAUGGUCUCACUUUAUAUAGCGAUUAUGAUUAUCUUAUAUCAUUAUUAUGAAGUGACCAUAAUCAUCGUCAUUAUGGCAUGGCAUCCUACCUCACUGCUCCCUCCCUACAACUGCCUGUUGAGCUACUGCUCACUCUGCCCCUCGGCCCUGUCAGGGUCCCUCUGUCUCUCUCUGCUCCACUGUCACGCGGCUCUUAAUUGAACCUUCGGCUUCUGACACGAGAAACAGAGGGGGGGGGGAGUAAGAGAUGUGAUUGGGCCAGUCUAGUGGCAGUAUAGAAAAUUAACUGUGCUGCUUCCUGUCCCUGCUUAAUGGGCCGGUCGUUGGCCCAUUUAUUUUUUUAAAUAAUGAAUAAAUAAAUAAUUUUAAUUAUAUAGGCCUCAAGGUGUGGCUUGGCCCACCAGGCAAAUGACCAGUAUGCCAGAUUACCAGUCUAGCCCUGGCUGGGGGAGAGAGAGCAAGAUGGUGUCACUGUGCAAAUAGAUGGUUGAAUUUGGACACACAUGAAGAACAGGAAACACCCAGUGUGUGGACCUGCGACUGAUGUCAUAGGUCUGCUGGCCUGUGACUUCUGAGAUCCUGACCAUCUCUCUGUGUAUGUUCAAAGGUGAAGGUCUGAUUUGUAAGUGUUUGGCGAUGAUGAUUAUAAAUGACAAAGUUAUUAUUUUUGGUGGGAUUGUACACAUGUAAAAACUAAAAGGUAGAAGCCUGAUUCAGGUAGACCUAAAGCCUAUGGGGCUUUAAAAUAAAUAUUUUUUGUUGUGCAUAUGAAGGAACAAUUUAAAGAUAAACACCUAAUUCCAGGCAAGUGUUGUUGGAUUUUAAAAUACUCGUAACUGGGUGUAUGGCCUUUGUAAAUUGUAAAUAUGAAGACACAGCUGUUGGGAAUUUUAGAUUCAGUUGUAUGGGUGGAAAUGACAGUUUGCUUCCUCAUGCUCUAAUGAUGGUUCGUCCAUGUUGCGCGCCGAAGCGCCGUCCCUCGCAGUCCCCCCUCUCCGUGGCUCUCGCCGAGCCUCCUCUGUUUAAAUGGGCCAAGUUGAGAAGCGGCGGAGAGUGCAAAUCUUGUUUGGUCUAGGUCUGUGAACUUCAGCGUGACUUCAACGACAUACACAGGGGUUAAAAACAACUCUUUCCAAACUUCCAAUUGUAUAAAUGUUGCGCAAAUAGGCAUAGGCUACUGCUCAAGAAUAUCAAUCCUGCUACGUUUGGCUUAUGUUUGUGAGUAAUGCCAUAUGCCACAUUGGUGUGAGUAACAGGAGAAAUGCUCUAUUAUCAAUUUCUUUUUUUAUUAUCUUCAUUGGCUGUGACAUUGUAUCUUGACCAGAUGUAAACUCUCAUUAUUGGAUCGAUGUGCGUUGUUUUUUAGGGCUGCACAGCCGAUUUAAUAUUCUGCCUUUACACAGUGAAUAUAUAAAAAAACAAAAGACUCCAACUUCUAAUUUCUCCAAGGGCAAAGAAAUAAGAGACAGGGCGCGUAGCUUCGACUGGUAAUGAUCACCGUAGGUAUAAUGUCUGGGGCUCAGGUCUACCCAGCAUGUCAGGUAUUAACAGAGCGAGUGUGAUUAAAUGUGGGAGGUAGGAGCUGUGAGGCUGGUGGAGAGCGCUGCUGCCGCUGCGAGCUGCAAACUACUGAAUGGGAAUCUAUCCGGCAACUUCACCACACCGCUGUCUCACGGCGACACGGGGGCUCUGCGUAAAACUAAGCGGCGCGUCUCCAAGUCUGGGUCAGCCCAACUCACAGGCGGAGAGGACGCUCAAGUUGGAUCGGGCGAGCAGCUUUUCACUUGUUACCGGCGCUCGGCUCCCACUAACAUGCCUGCCAUCAAAAAGGAGAGGCUGGAUGGAGACGACAUGGCAUUGACCGCGUUCAACCAGUCCGAAUACCUGGCCCCUUUAAAUGCAGCUGCUAUCCCCGUGGUGACCCCGCAUCCGCCGCCUUACGACCACAUUUUCGCCCAUCACCGCGCGUACUUGGGGCUUCACGACUCGGCGCUGCAUCACCAGCACCUCCACCAUCACACGGACGACUUAAUGCUGGAGAGGUUCUCCUCCAUCCCCGACUUUCAGCCCUUCUUCGACAACGGGGAGCCGUGCAUCGAGGUGGAGUGCGGAGAAAACAAGGCACUGCUUUAUAUCAAUAAACUGUGUCAAGGUAGUAAGGGACCCUCAAUUAAAUACAGGGGCGAGUGGCUCACCCCCAAUGAGUUCCAGUUUGUCAGUGGACGAGAGACUGCCAAAGAUUGGAAACGGAGUAUUAGACACAAAGGGAAAAGUCUCAAGACUCUUAUGUCCAAGGGAAUCUUACAGGUGCACCCUCCAAUCUGUGAUUGUCCCGGUUGUCGAAUUUCAUCUCCAGUGAACCGCGGGCGCUUGGCUGAGAAACGCACCAUCCCCCUGCCUCCCAACCGGGUCCCCAAGAAGGAGCUGGCCUCCAUCUUCAGCAGUGACGACAGUGAAGGCAGCGAGCGGGCCAGUGGGGAUCAUGCCCACAUCAAACAGGAGGACGAGUUGCAUUACAGUAUCAUGAGAAAGAGUCGUGACAGUGACCUCUCUACAAUCAUCUCCAACCUGCACCACACCAGACAGCACGGCAUGCCCGAGGGCCAGUCAGCCUCUGACCAUAACACCAGUACUGGACACACAGAUGACCUUCUAGGCAAGAGGAGAAGCUUCUCUCCCAACAGCAGCAGUGAGUGUCCCUCUGACAGCAAGAAGUCACGUAGCGUAUCCCCCAAAGAGAACUCCCAGAGCCCAGUGGUAGAGGCAGGCGGCAGCCACGGCCACAUGAGCCCUGAGGAGCACUACAGGCGCAUGAUGUCAGCGCUCAGCGAGCAAGGAUCCUAUGAGGAACAGCAGCAACGCCUCUACCAGCUUGCGAGCAGCAUGGGUCUGCCUGGCCACGACAUGCUGCGUGCUCGUCAGGAGGCGUUGGCUGCAGCGGUGAGGAAUCCGGCGGCCUUAGAAGCUCACCUGCCCUCGGCGGGAAGCUCCUCUUCAUCCAGCCAGAGACGCAAGCAGGGUCUGCCGCAGCACCGAGACGCACAUUACACCGACAGAGAACUUUCCCACCCUCCACCCCUACUGUCCCCUCCAACAGCCCCUCACAUCGCCUUAGGACCUCACCUGCGGCCUCCUUUCCUGGGCAUGCACUCAGCUCUUUGCCAGGCCCCUGGUUAUGGUUUCCUUCAACCAGCUCAAGCAGAGAUCUUUGCCCGGCAACAGGAGAUGUUGAGGAAGCAGAACCUGGCCAGACUUGAGAUGUCGGCGGAACUGCUGAGACAGAAAGAGUUAGAAAGUCUCCACCAGCGACAACAGCAGCAGCGUCUUAUGGGCUCCGACCCUCUUGGAGCUCUACCUCCUGGCCUUCCCCCCGACCAUCCAGCCCUGCGGAGCCUCCACGACAUCCCAGAGGGCCAUCCGCUCCGUGAGGAACUGGCUCGCCGCUCAAGUGCAAUGCUGGUUCUUCGUCACGGGGCCGCCACGCCCCUCUUAUCCCUCAACCACCAUCACCAGCAGCAACAACCAGGGGGGCCCUCCACACCCAAAGACACCCUGGCACAGAGCUCCACCUCUGGGCAAGAUGCUGAAUCCAGAAAGGCCCCCCGCAGGGGGCCCCAGACACAGCUUCGUGCUGGGGAUCACACAGGAGGAAGAGAGAACAGAGGAAGGGAGGAAGACAGGGAGAUGCAUGAUGAGGAGAUGAAGGACUCUGACAGUGAGACAGAGAUGUGUGAGGAGAGGCAGGACAGUGUCAGUGCCAAGUCCAGCAAUAAACCCAGGGACAGGGAGAGAGACAGUGGUAAAGAGACUGGCAGCAAGGGAGUGUGUGAUGCCAAGGAGACUGGAGAGAGCUCAGGCAGGCUGAGCCCCCCUUCUAGUUCAGCAGGUACAGAGUCACCCAGCCGCCACCUCUUCACCCCUGUACUGGGCAAGGCUGAUGUCAAGUACCACCUGCCACCUGGGUUUAUGCCACCACUGCCUGCUCUUCACGCCCAGUCGUUGCCCUUUGGAUUCCCCUACGCCAACCCCUACUUUCACACAGGCUCUAUGGGAGGUCUUUUCAUGGAUGGGGAGGACUCAGCCACUGCAAACCCUGUGGAGGACAUCAGCAAGUGGAGUGUGGAGGACGUGUGUGGCUUCAUAAGCAGCCUGGCCGGAUGUGCUGAAUACACACAGGUGUUUCGGGAGCAGGCCAUUGAUGGAGAGACAUUACCGCUGCUCACUGAGGAGCACCUGCUCAACACCAUGGGACUAAAGCUGGGGCCUGCGCUCAAGAUCCGCACACAGGUGGCGCGGCGUGUUGGCAGACUUUUCUACAUGACUGGAUUCCCGCUGGCGUUCCCGUUUCCGCCUUCUGCCAUACUGCGCCCCCCAGAGCGGGAUCGGGACCCUCUGACCACGCCAUCUGACACCCCUUUGCCCUCGUCUCUGUCACUGCCCCACAGACCCACCUCCACCAGCAGCAGCUCCUCUCCUUUCAGCGGGCCCACCCCAGGGUGCUCUUCCCCCAAGCAGGAAAACGGCUCCAUGGUGGUGGGAAGAUACGAGGCCAAAACUCCUUCGUAGGAGUGGACAGGCAGGGGUGAGGAGGACAGACCUGCGUCUAACUAACCAGAGGGGGGUGGGGGGGUGGGGGGCAGAGAGAUUGACUCCCCCACCUUGGGACCUUUACGCUGAAAUUUAUGGGAAAAUAUUGGACUGGAAUAAAAGACAACUGGACGAUAUGGACCAUAUCCGACAAACAAAUCAGCAUCUGAGUUCCUCUGCAGUGGCUGUAGCCGAGCAGAAUCCAAACAAACUGGGUUGGAAGGGAGACGUGAAGAGACAGAGGAAGAGAAAAAGGAGGAAAAGGAGACAGCUGGUCACAGACAGCCUGCCAAAAAAAAAAAAAAAAAUAAAGGGAGCAAAGCCCUGCCACAAAUGCAACAUUCUUGCAAGUUAGACAGUCAGACGCUAGCGGAAACUCUUCCUUCCUUCCUGGGCUGGAGGAAGCUCGGCUCACUCUCUUGUCUCCGUCUCUGACUGCUCUCACCACAAGCCCUGCAGAACACAGGAAUUAAAAAGAGACGCCUCUCCCCCUUUUUCUCUCCCUUCCUUCUCCUUGCCUGUUUCCCGAGGCCAAACGUCUUUUUUAGAUGCUGGAGUUGAAGCAUAUGCUGAGCAGCACCAGAUCUGACCAGCUCCCUCUUUAUCACUGCAACUAUGCAUUCCACUGUCCCGAUACCAAAGAUGACCGGAUGUGUGGAAUUGUCUACUUCUUUUUGCAUUAUUGGUCUCAGAGAAAGACUGGUCCAACAGGGAAAUGCUAGGCUAGUGCCUCAGAUGGUGGGACUUGUAAUUGAGGUGACACAGGUAGAGCUGUCAUUUACUGACAAACAGACGCUUAAAAAUGUUGGUGAAACCGAGAAGCCUCAAUGGCGGCCAUGAUGUGUACGACUUACGCCAUUGUACACUUGUGUUGUGACUACUGUGGGAGGUAGGAAAACCAUGCAAAAUUGUACAGAAUCAUGCUUAAGGUGAAAAUAUCCUGAAGGUUACACAUACGUGGUACUUUUACUUUUUGUUAAAUGUAGUUGCACGAAUAAGGUUUUUGUUACUGAAAAAUGUGACUUGCUGAACUUUGGUGGUACUUUUGUUCAUACUUUGUUUUGUUCUGCAAUUUUUUUUUUUUUCAAAAAAAGUGUAAUAUUAAGACGCUCCAAUCUUGAAUGCUACUUCAGCAUAUAAAUAUGAGGAAAAAGAUAUUUAUAGGACUUUUGAUGUAGUAGAUAAAGAUUAUGAUAUGUAUUAUUAUAAUUAGCCCUUACAAUGGAUUCCAAAGAUACUUUUACUUUUUUUUCCUCUUGGUUGCAGGGAAAAGAAAGGCACAAAGCUCUUAAUGCAAAUGUUUUUGAAUUUGUUAUGGAUUUUUUUUUUUUUUUUUUUUUUUUAACUACACAAGCAAUUAAAGAAUGGUCUCUAGAUUUCCCUUCAAAAGUUUUGUCUUCAUCCUAUUUUUCUAUUCACCACACAGGUGAAAUAAAUCUUAAGAAAUU